AUGGCUGAGAGCGUGGGGGCAGGCGACGGCGGGGGAUGCGGAGCGGGGCCGGCCGCCACGUACGGCUGCUCCCCGGCCACCGCCGCCUCCGGCUCCCGGGGGAGGAGAGGUGCCUGCAGCCCUGCACGAGCUGCCCGGCGCUGCCGGGGAGUGGGCGCAGGCAGGACCCCAGGGCCCUCGUCUGCAGACUCGGGGAGCCCCCCGGCAGCAGGACAGGGCCGCCUGGCACAGAGGGCCCCGGGGUCUGCCGUGGGGCUGCCGUGGGGAGGGGGUGCGUGCCAGGCAGCACCAGCCUGGCCCACUCGGGUGCAGGUCACAGGCAGGACUGAGCCUGGUGGGGUGCAGGCAGGGGGGCACAGGCUGCCCCCCGGGACGCAGCUGUGGGGGCACAGACACCCCGUGGGUCUGAGUCCUGGGUUCACCUGGCUCCCCAGGGACGGGUGGCAUCGUGGAGGACGGGUGCUGUCCCUGUCUCCGUUGGGGUUGGCAGUGCCCACCCGAGCCUCAGCUGUGGGGUGCCAUGGGCCCCGGGCCGGCUCAGCCCCCCUCUCUCCGCAGGGUCCCCCCGGGCCGCCAUGCCCCCAGAAUGCGGCACGGGAGAGGAGCCGGGUGCGGGCGCUACGCCGGGCCUUCCUGUCGCUGCAGGCAGCCCUGCCCGCCGUGCCCCCCGGCACCAAGCUCUCCAAGCUGGACAUCCUCGUCCUGGCCACCAGCUACAUCGCCCACCUCAGCCACGCGCUGGGCCACGGGCCCCCCCCGCCCACUCCCUCCUGCCCGCUCCACGGACACCCACUCCUGCACCCCCUGAAGAAGUGGCCGAUGCGCUCCCGCCUCUACGUCGGCCCCUGGGGGGGACCCGGUCCUGACCCCCCUGGGGUACCCACCACCACCAGCAGCCACGAGCACACAGGCUUGGGGGACAGCAGGCUGGAAACAGGCGAUGGCCCCCCCUGACAACCGGGGCGCCCACGGCCACGGGAGCCCCCACGUCUGCUCUCUCCCCACAGUGUGGGGAGGCCGUGCCCCAGGGUGGGGAUGGGGGCAGCAGCCAGGAUGGGGGGGGCCCGUGCCAAUGGGAUCCGCACCCCCAUCCUGCACGGGGGUCCACGAGUUCCAUGGGUGCAGGGCCAG
Harpia harpyja (harpy eagle) is the source of this 1131-nucleotide messenger RNA. RefSeq names its product transcription factor 23 (gene TCF23). Gene Ontology annotation, biological process: regulation of transcription by RNA polymerase II; developmental process. Lineage: Eukaryota; Metazoa; Chordata; Aves; Accipitriformes; Accipitridae. The record is from RefSeq and is a predicted model, not a curated record. The transcript has 3 exons. Gene Ontology annotation, molecular function: DNA-binding transcription factor activity, RNA polymerase II-specific; RNA polymerase II transcription regulatory region sequence-specific DNA binding; protein dimerization activity. Bases 1 to 954 code for a protein of 317 amino acids.